Messenger RNA from Suillus plorans, 1002 nucleotides. RefSeq lists its product as uncharacterized. The transcript is spliced from 3 exons. The coding region runs from base 1 to 1002 and encodes 333 amino acids. NCBI's taxonomy places the organism in Eukaryota, Fungi, Basidiomycota, Agaricomycetes, Boletales, Suillaceae. The record is from RefSeq and is a predicted model, not a curated record.
AUGUACAAAGUCGGUGAUGAGCUUCUCCGAAUCGUCCGACUCAUGUCACAGUCUCGCUCAGAUGUGCGGCAGGAGGCUUGCAGACCUCGUAGUAGCGCUACGAUCGAUUCAGUCUCUUCUGCUCGUCAACGCACUCGUGCACAAACCGCUGCAUAUCUGCUCGGUAUUCGUCCGGAAUUACCCGAUAUCAUUGAUACCGCAGAACAGCACCAGGCCCCCGAGCUUGACAAAAUUGAAUUCCGAGUGCCGUUGCAUACUAUGGAUAGGAUCCAAUCGACCACGUACGUUAGCAAGCUACACUCCGAAUCAGAUCCUCGGCUAGACAUACUCGACUCCAUCAAAGCUAUCAUGGAUGUUCCAAACCUGUAUGAACACUUGGGCUGGCGAUUGUCUACCGCCCGCCGCACGGAUCCUCCCCACCGGCUUCUGACUGUGCAUGACAUUGAUAGUGCUUUCAGAGCUGCAAGGGCGGAGAGCUCUGGGAGGCGACUUGGACAUAAGAAAGUCGCUAUCGAAAUCAUCAAUACGGAGCCCACACCCAAAGAAAAACCCGCAAAACAAAGGGCAGGUAUACCUGCUAAGACUGAGCAGAGCCUUUUACCAUCCAACAUACUCGUGAUCUCCGACGGGGCACUUGGCAGACAACAAGAAGGCCAUGCUGUGCCUCAGCCGUUGAAGAGGACGUAUGCGCUUUUCUUGGAAAACGACGACGAAUCAAGCGAUGAUGAACCCCCACAAGAGAUCGAAGACGUUGUGACGAGUGUUCAUUCUCGCUAUCCUGCAAUGAAUUUCCGUCAAUAUAUUGGUAAAAUGAAAGAUCGUGGCAUUUUUUACCUGUCAACUGCAGCUCAUUUCAAUUCUGGAUUCUAUAAAGAAAAAAUAGGCAUGUCAGAAGGCGCUGCAUAUACUUUUCAUAGUUAUGUUGAAAACGCUUACAUGAAGGCGGAACAUAGGAAAAGGGGAAGGAAUGCUAAAGGGAAGAAGGCACGAGCUUCAAGAUGA